AUGUACAAACGCGAGCAAAAUAACACAAACGGCUCACCGAGUUCUCCUUCGAAACCUUAUAUCGAGGCCAACGACUACGACCUGCAGUUUCCAACAUGGAGCAUGGAAUAUUUAAAGCAAGCUGCAGUGGAACACAGAUUAGUGCGUCCAAGGAGCUUGGCUUGGGCCGUGCUGUUAAAUGCUGUUCCUCCACCCUCAGAGGACAUUUUAUUAAGCAUAAGCGGUCACAGAAAUUUUUAUGAUGACUUGAAGAAGAAAUUGUCCAUGGAUCCCCGUGGAGUCAUUGGAGAUGAUCCACUCUCACAAAAUGAACAGAGUGUGUGGAAACAGCAUUUUUGUGACAAGGAGCUGAAGGCGAUGAUACUUCAAGACGUAGUCAGAACUUUUCCUGAUGAAUCAUACUUUCGUGAUAAGGACGUCCAAGAUUUAAUGGUGCGGGUUCUGUUCCACUGGGCGCGCGCGCACGCGUCGCCGGGCUACCGGCAGGGCAUGCACGAGGUGCUGGCGCCGCUGCUGCUGGAGCUGCGCGCCGACCGCCGCGGCGCGCCCGCACGCCUCAGUGACACGUUGCGUUAUUAUCUCCAAGAAGAUUACUUAGAACACGACAGCUUCAUGCUAUUCAGCGCGAUAAUGAAAGGCCUGGAGAAGUUCUACACCACAGGAGACGUAGUGCCAACGUCUAGCGGACGACUGCCCACUUCAAAAACUCUACACGGUCAAAAUGAAGUAGUCCGGUAUUUGGACAAAGUAAGAGAAGAAUAUCUAAUGCUAUUCGACCCAGAUCUAGGAACUCAUUUAGCUGAAUGCGGCAUCUCCAUGGAGUUGUUUGGAAUUCGCUGGCUCCGGCUGCUGUUCGGGCGCGAGUUCCCGCGCAGCGAAGUGCCAGCGCUGUGGGGCUUCCUGUUCAGCGACGGACCCUCGCUGCCCAACGUGCACUACGUCGUGCUGGCCAUGCUCGUCUCCAUCCGGACCAUUCUGCUGGGCGCGGACGCGGCGGGCGCGCUGAGCGUGCUGAUGCGGCCGAGCGCGGUGAGCGCGCGCCACGUGUGCGCGCUGGCGCUGCACCUGCGCGCGCCGCACGCGCACCCCGCGCCGCCGCCGCCGCGACUGGCGCCUCCGUGAAGUGCGGAAGAGGCUCACGAGGCGGAGGGCGUCGAGGGCGUCGAGAGCGGGUCGUCGGGCUCCGAGGGCGUGUCGGAGGGCGUGGCGGAGGGCGGCGACGUGGCGCACUCGCUGGCCGCGCUGGCGCUGCUGCGCGCGCACCUGCCCGCCGCCGCGCGCGAGCUGCGCGCCGCGUUGCCGCGCGUGCCGCCCCGCGCCGAGCUGCCGCUGCGCCAGAUCAUGCAGCUUGCAGCCCUACUGCAGUGUCGUAACCACGCGUUAAUUGAUGUGGAAACGGCAUUAGAAGCCGCUGAAAACCAAUCGACCGAAGCGAUCGGUCGCAAACAACUAGUGCCAGUUGUUAUGAUGCCCAAGCACAAGCAAAAUAACAAUAAACAAGUGAAAACUGUGAGAAAAGUGAAAGAAGUGCCGCUUAAAUUGUUCAAUCAAAUUGAAUGUAAUAGUGCUAGUGACUUGCCGUUCUUAGACCCGUUACGGUUAAGGACAGAAUGAUUACGCAGGAAAAUAAUGCUAUACAGUUAUUAUCAUUAGCUGGUUAGCUAUAGGUAAUACAGGCAACUACCCAUCAGCUCUCUCUCAUGGGACUAUGGGCCCCUGACGCCUGGCUGUCAAAUAUUUAGUGGAAAAUAUUGAGUUAAAUUUUUCUUUAAUUCAAACUUAUUUUUACAAAGAUAAAAUAAUAAAUGUCAGGUUACCUAAAUUAGGGAAAACUUACUUUAGUAGUAGAAAUAUUACUUACCUGCCCUAUAAAUCCGAUGGUAUAUGUAAGGCAAUGUAGCCUUAUUUGGACAAAAGAACAGAUUUUGAAUGUUAUUGCCUAGAGAAAAAUUGUUGACAUUAUAAAUUUUGAUAGUAAAAUGUUAAAGAAAAAUCUUUAACUUGUCUAAAGUAGACAAAAAAAUUAAAAUGUUGACAGUCAACAUCCAGAUAAUUAAAUACAGUUUUGAUUUACAAAAUGGUAUAACGCUUUUAUUAUUGUAUAUAUAUUAUGUAAAUGGAAUGUGAUAGAAGUUUUAUGAAGAGAUUUUAAAAAAAUAUACUUCGUAAUUUAGUGCUC
This is a messenger RNA of Melitaea cinxia (Glanville fritillary), 2179 nucleotides long. It is a transcript of the gene TBC1D5, whose product is annotated as TBC1 domain family member 5. The record is from RefSeq and is a predicted model, not a curated record. Gene Ontology annotation, biological process: activation of GTPase activity. Gene Ontology annotation, molecular function: GTPase activator activity. Lineage: Eukaryota; Metazoa; Arthropoda; Insecta; Lepidoptera; Nymphalidae. The transcript has 13 exons.